Lycium ferocissimum is the source of this 626-nucleotide messenger RNA. RefSeq names its product nudix hydrolase 1-like. Gene Ontology annotation, molecular function: 8-oxo-7,8-dihydrodeoxyguanosine triphosphate pyrophosphatase activity. Lineage: Eukaryota; Viridiplantae; Streptophyta; Magnoliopsida; Solanales; Solanaceae. The transcript has 2 exons. The record is from RefSeq and is a predicted model, not a curated record. Gene Ontology annotation, biological process: dGTP catabolic process. Gene Ontology annotation, cellular component: cytosol. Bases 55 to 504 code for a protein of 149 amino acids.
GAGCUAUAAAUAGAGCAAGAUAGCAACCAGUUAUUCAACUUGGCCAAUUGACUCAUGGAGAAGAAGGUGGGAUUUCCAAAAAUAGCAGUGGCAGUAUUCAUACUGAAGGGAAAUAAAUUGCUGAUGGGCAAACGUCGAGAUUGCGUUGCUCAUUCUUAUUUUUCAGUUCCUAGUGGUCAUCUUGAGUUUGGGGAGAGCUUUGAGGAAUGUGCAGCAAGAGAAGUGAAGGAGGAAACAGGUUUGAACAUCAUGAAGAUAGAAAUACUAAAGGUGACAAACAACCUCUUCUUAGACGAUGAGCCAAAUCUCGCAGCACACUACGUAGUCAUCCUAGUACGCUCUGUAUUGGCUGAUCCAAAUCAAAUUCCCCAAAAUCUUGAGCCACAAAAAUGUGAUGGAUGGGAAUGGUACGACUGGGAAAAUCUUCCAGAGCCUCUUAUUACACAUUUUAGAAAUGCCAUUAAAGAAGGAUUCAACCCUUUUCAAGACAAUUUCAAAGAGUAGUAGUAACCAUCCACGUCUUGCUUUUUGUCUAAUCAAUAAAUACGUCUAAUGACUUGUGAAGACGAUCUCAAUUCAAUGCCUUGUAUGACUACUCUAUAUAUAUAUUUUAAAACUUUUUCUUU